GAUAGAAGAACGAAAGAAGCACAAAGUUGCCUUCAUUGGUUCCUUGUGGAAGCAAAAUGGCGACGAGCGUUAAUGCACAAUAUGGAUGGUGGUGGCAAAAAAAGAAAAGAGAAGGGUGGCGCGAAGAAGGUUAGGAAGAAAAAAAUUAAAGAAACUGGAGAGCGAAGCAUCAAAAUGUCAUAAGUUGACAAAUAUUUUCGCAAGCAGCAGUCUGGCUGCAACGGCCACGUCGGGUAACAGCAGCCCACUCCCGGCGUGAGAGGGGGAGCGGCAGCCGCUCUGACGCGCAGCCGGUUCAGGGAGAGAGAAAAAAAGAGGGAGGGGGUAAUGAUAAGCUGGUGGAAGUUCGAGAGGGAAGUUCCCCAGACAAGCGCAGAGCAAGUAAAAAUGGAUGAAGAGGGUCACUUGUUCGGUAUACUGGCAAUUGUUAUCCACCAGAGAUCGUGAGUUCUGAUGAGGAAGGAGGAUGGAGAGGAUGAAACAUGAGUGUGGAACAUCAGGAGAGGGAGGACUGGAGAGGGAAGAUGAUCAGGAGAAGCCCAACUAGGACAAGGAAGUGGAUGAGUUUUUUUUGUUCUUCUUUUUUUAAACUCAUGAGCUUCUUCUCAUGACAAAACCAGUGGAAGGAUGAUGAGAGGAUUAUUUUUGGGAUUCCAUCUUAUAGAUUCAAGAUACGUUCAUGUGGUUGGCUGGUGAGAGUGAGGAGUUAGAAAAUAUACAAAUAAAUCCGUGAUACCCUUGUGAAGAAGUGAAGCUCUUUUGAGGAAAAGAAGAAUGUUGCUGAAUGGAGCAAUGAAGGAGAACAGCUCCAACACAAGACAUGAACUGACACGUUCUGGUUCAACAUGUACAAAGAGGAGACUAUUUCUAUAAUUUUUAAAGAGCAUAGUACGACAUUGCAACUGUUUCAUUUAAGAGAACUGUCAAAGUCUUUGGCUCAAAAGGAACAUGAAGUUCGGAAGUAGUUUUUGCACCCUGAAUGUUGGCGGUCGCAGGUUUCCCUUCUCAGUGGAACUGAUGAAGCACCUCCCACUGAGCAGACUCAGCCGCCUGUAUCGCUGUGUGUCAGAGAGCGAGUUGUUAGAGCUGUGUGAUGACUACGAUCGUGACAGAAAUGAGUUUUUCUUCGACCGGCACUCUGAGGCCUUUAGCUUUAUCAUGCUGUACCUUCAGCAUGGCAAGUUGCGAUUUGUCCCACACAUGUGUGAACUGUCCUUCUAUAAUGAAAUGCUCUACUGGGGCCUUGAAAGUGCAGACUUGCAACUGUGCUGCCAGAGGCGGCUGGAUGAACGCCUGUCUGACUGUUUUGUUCAUUUUUUUCCCGAAGAGGAGCCACAAGACUCAGAAGAACCGGAUGACCAUUGGCUGGAGAGGAUGCGAAGGACAUUUGAGGAGCCCACAUCCUCUGUGGCUGCACAAAUCUUGGCAUCCGUGUCUGUGCUGUUUGUCCUUAUUUCUAUGGUGAUGCUGUGUGCAAGCACCUUACCAGAAUGGAAGGCUGCUGAGACAACAGAUGAACACAGGAUCAUUGAGGCAGUUUGCAUUGGUUGGUUCACCGCUGAGUGCAUUGUCCGUUUCAUCAUAUCUCGAGACAAAUGCGAAUUUGUGCGCCGUCCUCUGAACAUCAUCGACUUGCUGGCCAUCACUCCUUAUUACGUCUCAGUUACUGCGACGUUCCUGACGGGAGAGAACUCUCAGCUUCAGCGGGCAGGCGUGACGCUGCGGGUACUGCGUAUCAUGAGAAUCUUCUGGGUGAUCAAGCUGGCGCGUCACUUCCUCGGCCUACAAACCCUUGGCCUGACUCUGAGACGAUGUUAUCGCGAGAUGGUGAUGCUUCUGGUGUUUAUUUUUGUUGCAAUGGCCAUCUUCAGUGCCCUGGCCCAGCUUUUAGAAGGAGGAAACCAGGAUUAUACCAGCAUCCCUGCUGCCAGCUGGUGGGUCAUCAUCUCUAUGACUACAGUGGGGUACGGAGACAUGUACCCGGUAACUGUUGCAGGCCGUGUACUGGGUGGGUUCUGUGUGGUAAGCGGAAUUGUGCUUCUAGCCCUGCCAAUUACCUUCAUUUACCACAGUUUUGUGCAGUGUUACCAUGAGCUCAAAGUGCGUUCAGCACGCUGUAUUCGUAGUCCGUCGACUGAUUUCAUUGACUGAAGUACACAAUAUUGGAACACUACAUCAGGAAAUAAUCUCCAAAGAACUAAGAGCAAAUGGGGGAUCGUAGGUAACACAGAGUAUUUACCUAUACUUACAUAUCUGUGAGGAUUUUUAGUCCCUCAAAAGGUCCAGUCAAAUUACAAUAAAUGACUGUUAACAAAAAUGCAUAAUUAUUUUUUAAAAUGUGACCUGCGGCAAUUUAUGAAGUUAUUUUUACAUGACGUUUUUAAAAGCUACAAAUACUAAUUUUGCAUAAGUUUUGAAAGUUGUGGUUUUGAAAAAAAAAAGAAAAAAAGCCCAUUAUCUCAAUGUAUAUAUUGAAAAAAAGUCAGCUGUGAAAAAUUCUAUUUAUCAGAACCAGUUGUAUUCAAGGAGAGUAUUAUUUUACUACUUUGCGAAUCACUUACAUUAUUGAAAUUCUGAACUAAGAUUUAGAUUAUUGAACAUUAGUCAAAAUAUGAUGUU
Molecule: messenger RNA, 2619 nt
Organism: Corythoichthys intestinalis (scribbled pipefish)
Lineage: Eukaryota; Metazoa; Chordata; Actinopteri; Syngnathiformes; Syngnathidae
Product: potassium voltage-gated channel subfamily G member 3-like
Exons: 5
Coding region: 949-2151 (400 amino acids)
Biological process (GO): potassium ion transmembrane transport; protein homooligomerization
Cellular component (GO): membrane; voltage-gated potassium channel complex
Molecular function (GO): delayed rectifier potassium channel activity; protein binding
Source: RefSeq, a predicted model, not a curated record